Messenger RNA from Dryobates pubescens (Downy woodpecker), 1300 nucleotides. RefSeq names its product defective in cullin neddylation 1 domain containing 2 (gene DCUN1D2). Bases 82 to 861 code for a protein of 259 amino acids. The record is from RefSeq and is a predicted model, not a curated record. The transcript has 7 exons. Gene Ontology annotation, cellular component: ubiquitin ligase complex. Gene Ontology annotation, biological process: protein neddylation; positive regulation of ubiquitin-protein transferase activity. Lineage: Eukaryota; Metazoa; Chordata; Aves; Piciformes; Picidae. Gene Ontology annotation, molecular function: ubiquitin-like protein binding; cullin family protein binding; ubiquitin conjugating enzyme binding.
CGGGCAGCGAGGGCGAGCUGGUGCGCGCCUGCGCGGGAGGCGGCGCCGGUCGGUGAAGUUGGUCAAAGCGCCGGUGAUAAAAUGCAUAAGCUUAAAUCAUCUCAGAAGGACAAGGUCCGCCAGUUUAUGACAUUUACCCAGGCUGGUGAAAGGACUGCUAUAUACUGCUUAAUGCAGAAUGAAUGGAAACUAGAAGUGGCGACAGACAACUACUUCCAGAAUCCAGACUUGUACUACAAAGAAUCCAUGAAAAAUUCAGUAGACAAGAAGAAAUUGGAACAAUUGUACAAUCGAUACAAAGACCCACAAGAUGAAAAUAAAAUUGGAAUAGAUGGGAUUCAACAGUUCUGUGACGAUUUAAGCCUGGACCCAGCCAGUAUCAGUGUUCUGGUUGUAGCAUGGAAGUUCAGGGCAGCUACUCAAUGUGAAUUCAGUAAAAAGGAAUUUAUUGAUGGCAUGACAGAGUUGGGGUGUGACACCACAGAAAAACUAAAAGCGCUGUUGCCAAGACUGGAACAGGAGCUAAAGGAUCCAACAAAGUUUAAAGAUUUUUAUCAGUUUACUUUUAACUUUGCUAAAAACCCUGGACAAAAAGGUCUAGAUCUAGAAAUGGCAAUUGCAUACUGGAAUUUAGUCUUGUCAGGAAGAUUUAAAUUUCUAGAUCUUUGGAAUAAAUUUUUGUUGGAACAUCAUAAAAGAUCAAUUCCAAAAGAUACCUGGAAUCUUUUGUUAGACUUUGGAAAUAUGAUUGCAGAUGAUAUGUCCAACUAUGACGAAGAAGGAGCAUGGCCUGUUCUUAUAGAUGAUUUUGUGGAAUAUGCACGACCGGUAGUCACAGGAGGAAAACGUAAAUCUUCCUAAUCCUCGACUUGUCACUGUGGACUGAAUGUGCGCUCUCAGCUGCAUUAGGUAAUGAAGAUUGCUUGACUGAUAACUGUGUACAUCUUGUGGGUUUCAGUGGUCAUGAUGAAAUUCUGGAGAGAAAAAGGAAAUUCUUCCCUUUUGCCUAAAGGAAAACACGGCUCGCUUGUGGACACCUCAAGACAAACUCAGAAUAUAGUCCAGGCUGUUUGUAGGCUACUGGCUGUAUCAUAUAGGCUGUAGAUUUUUGCAUGAUUUUAUACUUUGGAGAAGUGUAACUAGAGGCCUUUUUAUUGAAGUUUUGACAGCACAGCAUGCCAUUCAGUUCACGAUCCAGAGUGAACACCAGCAGUUACAUAAACAAAGCUGUAUUAUAUUGUACUGAUAAUAAAAGCAGUAUUUGUGGUGUAUAUAAAUUAAAUCCCUGAAUAAAACUUAU